This is a messenger RNA of Acyrthosiphon pisum (pea aphid), 2073 nucleotides long. RefSeq names its product nose resistant to fluoxetine protein 6. Bases 97 to 1962 code for a protein of 621 amino acids. NCBI's taxonomy places the organism in Eukaryota, Metazoa, Arthropoda, Insecta, Hemiptera, Aphididae. The transcript is spliced from 12 exons. The record is from RefSeq and is a predicted model, not a curated record. Gene Ontology annotation, molecular function: acyltransferase activity, transferring groups other than amino-acyl groups.
UAAACUGCCUAUAAAACGAUUAAAAUUUGUAAUUUUUCAGUGGCAGAGUCUUGGAAUCGACAUCCAAUUGGCGUACUAGCAGGCAACAAAUAUCAUAUGGGUAUUUAUGACGAAUGUGUCGACGUUAAUUAUCCAGUAAAGGCACAGUAUUGUUUGUCCGAAAUACAUUUGUUUCCGCCAAUGGGGAAAAAUUACAGUUUUCUAAAAGGAACGGAAAACAUUAACAAUGUUGGCGACAAUCACGCGUGGAAAACAAUACUUGGGUGGGUCGAUUCUCCGGAUCUAAUCAAACGAAACAGUUUGAAUUUAGGGAUAUGCAUACCGGAUUCUUGUUCAGCGUCAGAUCUACAGACGUCGUUGCAAAAUGAAUUUGACAAGGUGUUUUUACCGGAGAAGUUCAAAGCUGUCGUCCAAGUAGACCCAAUACUCUGUACUGUGAGUGGAGAUAUGUAUCCUUACGACAUGGCGUAUUUUUUAACCAGUGCAUUCUUCGUACUACUUGUUAUGAUAUGCUGUGGUGUGACCGUUUGUCAUUUCAUAAAACUAUCGCGUCAACAAAAUGAAACCUUAUCAAAUGAUGAAUUCUUCAUUUCAUUUUCAUUUAUCAAGUCUCUCAAAGAAUUGUUAAAAUAUGAUAAAACGAACGAAUUGAAUUUUCUGAAUGGUAUGAAAGUGACAACCAUGAUAUUCAUUUUAUUUGGUCACAGAUCCAUGUAUUUAGCAGGAUAUCCUAUAAGUUAUUCUAAAUAUAUCGAAAAUAUGUACAUAUAUGGACCUGAUAUAUUAUUGACUAGUAUGAAUCUAGUAGAUCCGUUUUUCUACAUUAGUGGUUUUAUCUUGUACAUCACAAUCUCUCCGAUAUUCCUGAAAGCAGGAUCAGUAUGGAUAAAGCUUGCGUCACCGGUUAUCUAUCGAAUAGUAAGAAUGUUACCGGCUUAUUGUGCAAUGAUGGUGAUCACAGCUAAUAUCGUGCCUCAUCUUGGAGACGGGCCACUGUGGCCCCAAAAAACCUGGAGUGAAGCCGAGACAUGUAAAAAGUAUUGGUGGACCAAUCUGCUUUUUAUGAGUAAUUUUGUAGACGCCAAGUAUGAAUGCCUAAUAGUGAGCUGGUACAUAUCGUGUGACCUUCAGUUCUUCAUAGUUGGAGUUAUUUUGGUUUACAUUUACACAAAGAACACUAAAUACGGAAUUGGAUUGCUCUCUACCAUUGUUAUUGCGUCGACAUUUACGCCAUUUAUAAGCACGAUUUUGAAUAAAAAUGAUGGAAUACUUAAAGUACACCUUCGAUUUUUAGAAAACCCCAGAACUUAUACAACGUUUAAUGAGUCUUACAGAGCAAGUCACAUGAGAGCCACACCUUUUUUUGUCGGGGUGGCAAUGAGCUUAGUUGCUAAUAAAUUAAAACAGACAAAAAAAAAAUUAUCUGUGUUUACUGUCUACGGAGGAACGUUAGUUGUAGUUGUGGUCUGUUUGUGGGUACAGUUAUACGGUGCUUUAUUUUAUGUGAGACAUAGACCUUAUUAUCUAUUGGAACAUGCUCUAUAUUCGACAUUCAGCCAUUGGACAUGGACGACAAUAGCUGUGUGGGUCACUAUUUGCUAUUACACAACUGGUUACGGUCUUUUAACAAAAAUUUUUGAUAACAGAUUUAUGGUACCCAUGGGGAGACUCUCAUACUCCGUUUUCUUAGUGAACCUAAUCGUUAUGAUGAUGUCUCAGAGUUCUCAAAGACUACCUACUUAUCUAUCAGCAAAAUCAUCGUUGGAUGUUUGGAUACACGAUACUUUUAAAACUUAUUUAAUGGGCUUAGCAUUAUACUUAGUCGUAGAAGCACCGUUUGGAGAUUUGACUAGACAAAUGUUCGGGCGAGGGAAAAAGAGUGACUCGUCCACAAGAAACGAAAUGCCAAUUGAAAAAACUACAACUGCAGAAACUCCAAAAAAAGUUAUGACUCAUUUAUAAUAAGUAUUAACUGAUUGAAUCUUAAAACAUAAGUUGAAUAGAUAUUAUUACAUAUUUAUAAUAUUUUUAUAAACUAUAUAAUUAAAUUUUCAUUAGAUUUGAUUACAAUUA